AUGGUUAAUUUCAUUGCCCUGUCCAUUGCCACUCUAGCCGCUAUUGUUCCCCUAGCUAUGGCGGACAACUGCCGCACAGGGGUCAUGUACUGCGGCUCCACCCUUCAGAGGCGAGGAAACUACUACCAGCAAAUCCACGACGCCCUCGAGGAAGGCGGACAAGUCGCCGACGAAGCACACGUCAACGAUAGUCUCUUCUACUGCUCUGGAGGUUCGAACGGAGACAUUGUUUACCAGAUGUACUGCGAUGGAUGCCGGGAUGGUGGUGAUGGCAACAACGACUACUGCCCUUGAGCAGACUGAUACCAUGAGAUGAAAGCAAGUACCUGGAGUUGGC
Messenger RNA from Ilyonectria robusta, 337 nucleotides. RefSeq lists its product as uncharacterized. Bases 1 to 294 code for a protein of 97 amino acids. The record is from RefSeq and is a predicted model, not a curated record. The transcript is spliced from 2 exons. NCBI's taxonomy places the organism in Eukaryota, Fungi, Ascomycota, Sordariomycetes, Hypocreales, Nectriaceae.